UACCCCACUCGCAUACUUGUCUAGAAAUUUCCGCCCUCGCGGAUACAAAUAAACACCUCACCCUCCUGUCUCACCACAAGGAUCCUCUGCCGGGUCGGUGCACUAGCUUAAAACUCACCACGACCGCGACCUCAACGCUCUCUCGACCGGCUGUUUACCUUCAGGCACACAACAUCUCCCCUUCACUAUGGCUUCCAUACCUUCUGCCAACCACUUUCACGACCCCAGGUCAUCCCGCCCUCACAGUCGUCGUAACUCUACGCGACGGAGCUUUGCGUCCUCUCUCUCUCGGUCGAGCUCCUACCUCGAUUCACCAAGGACACCCUGCCCUAAAGAUGGCGACGCCUUUGCAUACAACCCAUCUCAUCUGGACUACUGGUACUGCCCUCAAUCCACCUGGGAUCGUCUCCCAAGCUCUGUACAGAAGAGCCUCGCUGCUGUCCAGCAUGCUGGCGCGUCAGCCUUGACUGGCUUUGAACGUCUCCGAGAGCACAGUGGGUCCAAUGAUGGCUCCCGCACUGACCAAAGGGCUCUGGAAGACGAGGUCCUGGUGGAUCUCGACGACCUUCGCCCGCAGAAGUUCCGGACUGCCAGCAACGCUAGCAGCGUCUUCUUGUCAGAUAUUUCCUCUCCUACCUAUAGCGGAACACCAGCAUCGGACUCUGGCUCCGCCUCUCCCGUCCCGUCAACAUUCUCGCUGUCUCAGUCCGCCACUACGCCCGCUUCUAUCUCCCUUGGUCCACCAGAGCUUGAGGCAAAGCGCCCCUCAACACGCGAGCGCUCUUUCUCUACCCCUCUAGACCCACAGGACGCAAAGUAUGCCUCAGAAUUGUCGUAUCUCCGCACGGAAGCCGUGCCCCGCCUUCGUCACGCCGGCCACAAGGUCGAUACCGAAUGGUAUGAGGCCAAGCGCACGGGUUUCGUCGCUGCCGAGGAUGUACAGGCCUUCGAGGGCUGGUGGACCGCAACGAAGUGCAGCAUCUUGAAAUUGAGCGAAAAGAGUAAGCGCAUGGCUGAAGCCAAUGGCGUAACCUCCAACGGCAUGGGCUGGACUGCUCCGUAGUCGCUAGUGAGAUUGACACAAUUUCCUACUUCUCUUCCUCUCCACCUAGGGUA
Messenger RNA from Didymella exigua CBS 183.55, 1116 nucleotides. RefSeq lists its product as uncharacterized. NCBI's taxonomy places the organism in Eukaryota, Fungi, Ascomycota, Dothideomycetes, Pleosporales, Didymellaceae. The transcript has 3 exons. The record is from RefSeq and is a predicted model, not a curated record. The coding region runs from base 188 to 1063 and encodes 291 amino acids.